This is a messenger RNA of Aspergillus campestris IBT 28561, 2018 nucleotides long. RefSeq names its product arrestin (or S-antigen), N-terminal domain protein. Gene Ontology annotation, cellular component: cytosol; cytoplasm; plasma membrane. Gene Ontology annotation, molecular function: ubiquitin protein ligase binding; protein-macromolecule adaptor activity. Bases 81 to 1892 code for a protein of 603 amino acids. The transcript is spliced from 5 exons. Gene Ontology annotation, biological process: ubiquitin-dependent endocytosis. NCBI's taxonomy places the organism in Eukaryota, Fungi, Ascomycota, Eurotiomycetes, Eurotiales, Aspergillaceae. The record is from RefSeq and is a predicted model, not a curated record.
CUUUUAAAAACUCCUUCCUUUCCGAUUGAACCAGCAACAGCGCCGCCGAUCGACAGGUCCGCCCGGUGCGGGUGCUCGCCAUGUCUGUCACCAUCCACCUGGAUCGGCCUCACGCCCACUUCACCAAUCUCGACUUCCUUUCCGGCAAGGUUGUCCUGAAUUUGCCGUCGGAGACUCCUAUCGAGGGCAUUCAGGUGAAGCUCGAGGGCGAGAGUCGCACGCGCCUGUCGGGGCCGCGACAUCCCCACCAUGAACAAUCCGAUAAGAAACGGACGGAAUUGGAGGUCCACAAGCUGUUGUACAAAGUAGAAAGCGUCUUCCCUACGCCCGGUGUUUUCAAUCAGAAGUCUCCGGGGACGACGUACACCUUUGCCGCGGGGACGUACGAGUAUCCCUUCCACUUCAAGUUCCCGUUCAACAAUGCCUGUAGCAUGCACAAUAGCAUGCUCACGAACUUGAAUAUCACGGGUCUCAAGGUCGAGGUGGCGCGGGAUACGAAUCGGCACGUCAAGAAGACCCUGCCUCCUUCUUUGAGUGGAUUCCCCGGGGAAGCCGACAUCAAAUACUAUGUCAAAGUGACGGUCAUUCGACCCGAGUUCUAUCGCGAAAAUAUCCGCGAGAUCACGAAUUUCAAUUUCCUACCGAUUGAACCACCGAGGAUAGGCGAUGCGAAUGAGGAGACGUACGCGCGGCGUCAGAGCCAGUUCGCCAAACCACCGACCACGUCCAAGGCGAAAGUAUUGUUUCAAAAAAUCUCUAGCUCGUCCCUCCGGGACUCUGAGGCACAGCUGCCACGCGUGUCUGUGGACUUAAGACUGCCGAAUCCGCCAAUCUUGACAUGUAACGAGCCCAUUCCGCUACGGAUUUUGGUUUCCAAAGCCUCCGAGACCUACGAGACGAUAUUCUUGCAGAUGCUGCAAAUUGACUUGAUUUCGUAUACUCACAUUCUCGCGCACGACUUACGGCGAACAGAGCCCGGGAGCUGGGUCAUCUUUAGUCGCAGUAAUAUGGCCGUCCCUCUGGGGAGAGGGGGUGACCCGGUCGGCACUGAAUGGGCCCUAGACGCUAGCCUGUGGAACCGUAUUCCUUUACCAGACUCAGUGGCUCCCACAUUCGAGACAUGCAACGUCUCGCGGAGCUACGAGCUUGAGGUGCGAGUGGGGUUGACUUAUGGCAGUAUUGGUAGCAUGAGGCCGCAACUUAUCGUACUACCACUGCGAAUGCCGGUCAAGGUGUAUUCUGGAAUUGCCCCUCCUAAAGCCCUCCUGGAUUCCAUGACCGCAACUGGACGUGUGAAACCGACGGUGCCACCUCCGACACCUGUUCGGCGAGAUCAUGACGGCCCCAGCGGACGCCCCCCUAUGCCACCCCGGCCGCCCAGCGCACAACCGGUUCCCGUCAAUUCGGAAGAUGCCAACGAUGAAGCACCCCCAAGCUACGAGGACGCGAUGGCUGAAACUCUGAGCCCUGUGGAUGGCCCACGUCGCGAGUAUAACCCACCAGACACUUCCAGCAGACCCGUUGAACCUGGAGCUGAUCGAAGACCGUCAGGUCACGCGGGAAAGGAACCUGAGGCCCGGUCGCCCUACGGCAACCCUGGAGCGAAUUCAUCCACGGAGAGCUUUGACAUGCUUCCGUCGACACCACCAGAGUCCCAGUCCAACUCGCCCCCGACGUCUCCGGUCGCGCGCCAGCAGAGUAUUCUCAAGAUCCACAAGGUCGCCCCACCAGAGGAGAGUCCCCCGCAGUAUCAGACCAUCGCGGAGGAUGGCACCCAGCGGCCUCCGUCUUCGGGGCAAAGACCAUCUAGAGGGGAUAUUCGGGCCAUGAACUUGGGAGUUCCCAGUCGGAAACCCGUUCCCCGGAGUCCCAGCGGACGACAAGCUUCCUAAGUCCUAACUAGACCUAGACCUCUAUAAAUCCGAGCAGCUACUCCAGCUCGAGCUGCCUUCUGAAGGAUCACAUACGAUGUUCUGUCCUCACGAGUCUUGUCUCAUGCGAGGACGGUACUACUGCGU